Molecule: messenger RNA, 696 nt
Organism: Penaeus monodon (black tiger shrimp)
Lineage: Eukaryota; Metazoa; Arthropoda; Malacostraca; Decapoda; Penaeidae
Exons: 2
Coding region: 1-696 (231 amino acids)
Source: RefSeq, a predicted model, not a curated record
AUGGAUGUGAUGACAGAGGAAGUGCGUGAAGAGCCAGCACAGUGCAUACUGUAUGCCGAUGACAUCGUGUUGGUGGCGGAGACGAAGCAGGAGCUACAGAGGAAGAUGGAAGGAUGGAGAACUGCAUUGGAGAGUAGAGGGCUGAAGAUAAGCAGGAAAAAGACAGAGUAUUUCACAACGGACACAGAAGGAGAUCAACAGUCAACGAUACAAACAGAUGGAUUGAACCUGAAGAGAGUGGACCACUUUAAGUAUUUGGGAGCGAUGGUUGAGGAAGAUGGCAGCAUGGGAAGAGAGAUUAAACACCGAAUUCAAUGUGGUUGUAAUAAUUGGAGAAAGGUUUCGGGAGUGAUCUGCGACAAGAGAGUACCUGUAAAGUUGAAGGGAAAGGUACAUAAGUCUGUGGUCAGACCAGCUAUGACCUAUGGUUUAGAAACUACACCACUGAGAAAAGUCAAGGAAAGAAAACUGGAUGUUGUUGAAAUGAAAAUGCACAGAUGGAUGGUGGGGGUAACAAAGAUGGACUGCAUAAGGAGUAACUAUAUAAGAGGAUCACUUAGGGUAACAGAAAUAUCAAAGAAUGUUCAGGAAUCAAGACUGCGAUGGUAUGGACACCUGCUAAGAAGAAACGAAGAUCAUAGAGGGUGUGAUAUAGCCAUAAUUCAUGCUCCGGCAAAAGCAAUAUUGGUGAAAUAA